Cololabis saira (Pacific saury) is the source of this 1643-nucleotide messenger RNA. RefSeq names its product bcl-2-like protein 13. Bases 16 to 1098 code for a protein of 360 amino acids. The record is from RefSeq and is a predicted model, not a curated record. Gene Ontology annotation, biological process: apoptotic process. NCBI's taxonomy places the organism in Eukaryota, Metazoa, Chordata, Actinopteri, Beloniformes, Belonidae. Gene Ontology annotation, cellular component: mitochondrion. The transcript has 2 exons.
GCCAACUCUGCUGUCAUGGAUUUGGGAGGUGGAGUGGGUGAGAGGGAGAGAGGGAGGGAGACUGCUGCACAGCUUGUCCACCAUAUUAUUGCCGUGCCAGCGCCAGCAUGCUCGCCUGCCUGUCUGCUGAUUUGUGGUUUCGUCUCUGAAUGCAAGUCACACUUUGAUCUGCUCCUCAUCCGGCAACUCAUCCAGCUCCAACCAGAGAGGACAGAGCAGCCAGCCUUCAUUCUGGAGGGGAAGGCCUCAGUCGAACCCAGCAGGGGGGAUGGGGGAGGCGCGGAGGCCAGAUCCCUCAGCCCCACCUCGCUGCCCGUGAGCCAGGCCGAGAGCUCGGGACGCUGGCAGAGCGAGAGCCUGCUGGCGGAAUCCUGGUCCACCAUGGGGGACGCCGACCCCGAGGACACCAAGAGCCUGGACAGCAGCGACGGGGCGGCUCCGGCCGGGGAAGAGAACCACUCCUCCAACUCCGACAUGGUCCACCUGGAGCGAGAGGAGGCGGAGAUGCUGGAGGAGGCGGAGGAGAAGAGGAAGAGAAAAGAGGAGGAGGAGGAGGACGACGAGGAGCUGCAGGCGAGCGUGCUGAGUGUGCUGGGCGGGGAGAAGGAGCUGGUGGAGCUCAAAGAGGAGGAUCAGGACCUCCAGGCUCCACAAACUGAGGAGCUCCUGGUGUCGGCGGAGGAACCUCACGUGGAGAGGAAGCCUGCAGAGUUCAGGCAGGUGGUUCCCCCGAUGGCACUGCCUCCUCUGCCUAUCGUGAAGCUGGACCCCCCCUCCACCACGUCCACCCCGGUCCCGUCAACCAUGCCCUCUGAAGCAGAGGAGCUUUAUUCCACUCAGGGCCUCCACCCUCCGUCCGUCCUGGCACCCAUGCCUGCAGGUCCUCCCGAAGAGAGUCUCCAGGAACCAAAAUCCUCACAGUUUCCCCGCUCGGACGAGGAGGAACAUUCAGUCAAGGAGGCGCCGCCACUGAAAGCGGAGCCCAGUGCUCCUAAGACCAAACCCAUGAGCCCCACUGAGCUGCUGUUUGGAGGCGCUGCGUUAGUAGCUGUCGUGGGAGUCGUGGCCUACGGUGCGGUGGUCUACUGCAAAAAGUAGAAAUCCAUAAACUCCCUUUCAGCACAGUUUUACUUUCUGUUUUAAAUCUAUUCCUGACGAGUUAUUCCACUUUACUCUGAAAUCUGGAUUGUGAUUUUAUUUUAUUUGAUCUUUUUUUGAUUCAUUUUGUGCUACCUCAGCUCAUAGUGGAGUUCAUGGCCUUUGUUUUUCUGUUUGAUCGCUAACAAAAUAACCAGCAAAACACAGAAUGUAAAUAUCAUCUCAAGUAUGGCUCUAAAAACUCCUCAUACUAGAAAUGAUUCCUCACUUGUGGACGUGUCUUUCAUUACUUUCAUUUUGUGGGGAAGUGAUGUUCCACAACACGUAUUUAAGAGGGGGGAAAAAAAACAAUCAGUGGUGAUGAUGUUAGACAGAAUUUACAGAUAUACCAGUAAAGGCUUGUAAAUAUUGAAAAUCAUGGGAUGUCAAAUAGCUCAGUCGGUACAGAACCUGUAGUCCUCAUGCAGCCAGGCUGAACUUCUGGCCUGUGAGGUUUUGCCACAUGUCUUUCCCCCUACUUUCAAUAAAGGCCACUGGAGCCUUUA